Messenger RNA from Rosa rugosa (rugosa rose), 1510 nucleotides. Its product is annotated as BURP domain protein RD22. The transcript is spliced from 3 exons. The coding region runs from base 122 to 1342 and encodes 406 amino acids. The record is from RefSeq and is a predicted model, not a curated record. Lineage: Eukaryota; Viridiplantae; Streptophyta; Magnoliopsida; Rosales; Rosaceae.
GUACAUUUCCCCUUAUAAAUGUGAAGGCACUUGCUCUGGCUCACCAUCUAAUCUAAGCUCAUCUCUGAGUUUCUAUUUUGCUUCUUCCAAUAGCUUUAAGUUGCAGUAUCCAAGUCCUCCGAUGGGGUUCCAUCUCCCACACAUCUUUGCUUUUCUCACUUUCACACUGGUGGUAAGCCAUGCUGCUCUAUCACCUCAACUUUACUGGAAUUCUGUCUUGCCAAACACACGGAUGCCAAAAACUCUCAGUGAACUUCUGCAAUCUGACUUCAGCGAAGAAAAGAGCACCUCAGUUGGGGUAGGGAAGGGUGGUGUGAACGUUAACGCAGGUAAAGGAAAGCCCGCAGGCACCAACGUCAAUGUUGGGAAGGGUGGUGUUCAUGUUAACACUGGAAAAGGAAAGCCUGGAGGAACCAAUGUGAAUGUUGGAAAGGGUGGUGUGAAUGUGCAUGCUCCAAAAGGAAAGCCAGGGGGUGGUACCAAUGUCAACGUAGGGGGAAAAGGUGGUGUUGGAGUGCAGACUGGAAAGCCCGGCAAGGGAACCAACGUGGGUGUUGGCAAAGGAGGAGUGCAUGUAAGCACAGGUCACAAGGGAAAACCUGUAUAUGUUGGCGUAACACCAGGCAAAAGCCCAUUUGUAUACAACUAUGCUGCUACUGAGACUCAACUUCAUGAAGAUCCACAGAUCGUACUUUUCUUCUUGGAGAAGGACAUGCAUCCUGGCACAAAGAUGAACUUGCGCUUCACUAAAAGUUCAGACACAGCAACUUUCCUUCCACGCAAAACUGCAGAGUCGAUCCCUUUCUCAUCUAAUAAACUGCCCGAAAUUUUGGACCAGUUUUCAGUGAAACCAGAAUCUGCAGAAGCAGACACAAUUAAGCAAACCAUUGAAGAGUGUGAGAAACCAGGUAUUAGAGGAGAGGAAAAAUAUUGUGCAACCUCUUUGGAGUCAAUGAUUGACUUCAGCACUUCCAAGCUUGGAAGGAACAUUCAGGCAGUCUCAACAGAGGUUGAAAAGGGAACCACCAUGCAGAAGUACACAAUAUUGCCUGGAGUGAAGAAGCUGGCAGGCGACAAAUCCAUUGCAUGCCAUAAGCAGAACUAUGUGUAUGCUGUCUUCUACUGCCAUGCAACAACAACCACAAGAGCUUAUAUAGUGCCGCUGGAAGGUGCUGAUGGAGUGAACGCUAAGGCAGUAGCAGUCUGCCACACAGACACCUCAGAAUGGAACCCAAAGCAUUUGGCCUUCCAAGUUCUCAAAGUUAAGCCAGGAACCAUUCCCAUCUGCCAUUUUCUUCCCAGUGAUCAUAUUGUCUGGGUUCCAAACCAGAAAUCCACAUAAGCCGAAUCCAUUAGUUGUUCUACCUGGGCGUUCAGCAUAGUUUCAAUGCCAAUAGUUUGAAAACCUACUCAUUUCUUGUCACUAUGUACUUCAACUUAUAAAGCAUGCUAUAGUGGACAUGUUAUAUAUUCAGUAAAAUACAUAAUAAGCUUUGGCUUUGUGGUGCUA